UCGACCAUUGAACAGCAUAUCAAAACUAGGUAUAGUCUCCAACAAGCAUCCACGUUUCGUAAUAAAAACAAAACAUAUCCGAAGCAGAUGUGCCGGCAAAAUAUUUGAAAAGAAAGAAGAGUGUUAUUAAUGCCAUGCAUCGACGGCAUAUAGGAAAGAGUGAUCGUUCGCAGCAGAAAACAAAUGAAUCUAAUGAUGAGAACGAAAAAGAAGAAAUUGUCCAUGAACGUGAUUGCCGAUGUGAAAGACUGUCUCUUUACGGACGUUUAUGUGAGCGUCUUUCCUUUAUGAAAUAUGUGAUUUUGGUACUGAUAAUACCACCAAUUCUGAAUUUAGCUGCUUUAAAAAGAGAAAGUUUCGUACUUCUUCCCAAGCAAGGAGAACAAAUUGAUAUGGGGUGGGGUCAGAAGAUGUUUGUCAGCUGCUUAGGGGAAGGCCUUCCAGUAGUUAUUCUUGAUGCACCAACUGGAGGGACAUCUGAUGUGUGGUAUUUAGUUCAGGAAAAGCUAUCCAGAGUAUCAAAGGUUUGUGUUUAUGACCGUGCUGGACUUGGAUUCAGUGAUUUACCAUUUGUGAAUGAUAUGAACCAGAAAUCAAAAGUUGAAAACAGGAAAUUUGUUUCACAGGUUGCAACUUUAGAACAGAUGACAUGCGACCUUCAUCAUCUUGUAACAAAUGCAAAGCCAUUGCCACGUCCUUUCAUUAUGGUUGGUGCUGAAACUGGGGGUCUAAUUACCAGACAUUAUGCCAUGACAUAUCCUGAGGAUGUAAGUGACAUAGUUUUGGUUAAUCCCUUGGUAGAAGAUUUAUUUUGGCGUCAAAAAGAAGACUGGAAUAAUUAUUGGAAUCUGAAUUUACUACCAAUGUUGCAGUCUUUGCAAUUAUCAGCUUAUGCAGGUAUUUCUCGAAUAGCUGCUCUUACGGGUUAUUUAAAAUCAGACAUUGCAGGUCAUUCCAUUCCAAAGGAUGUGGAACUUAGACAGAUUUAUCAUUUAUGUAAUCCUAGUCACAUGAGUGCAGUUUUUCAAGAGCAUCUUAAUCUCAACACCAGCUUUUCUCAAAUGAAUGAAGUGUGGCAAACAAAGCCUUUUCCUAAGAAUAUAUCUGUGACUGUGGUAAACAGCGAAAAGUUUGAGAAAUUUCCUCCUUUUCUUCAAAAGGCAUGGCAGCAGUCUCAACUUUAUUUACGUCAAAGCCUCCAUCCAACAAGUAAACAUUAUGUAUUCGAUGGUUCCACUGAAGAACUCCUUAAUCAUCCUGAAAUUGUUGUCAGUAGAAUACAACAACUUAUUUACAGAUGGCGAGUUAAUUUUAACAUUUUUCCCACCGUUCAUACUUUCCGAGAGCAAGAAUCAUUAUCAGCCUAAUUUAUUUUAUAUAAAUAGUGUGUGAUUAUUUUUUCCCAUAAUAAUAAUAAAUUCAAUUUUUCCAUAUACAAUGAAACUUUAUUAUAUCAUCAUUAUUUAGUAAAACUAUGAAAUUUAAAUUUUGAUAAAAUAUUUGUGAUAUUUAGUCUUAAUAUUUUUUCAUCCUUUCCUGCAUUAUGAUUUUGCAGAAAUAUGAUGGCUACUAUGUAAUAACUACAAUUUGUAACAGCUAAUAUUAAUUAUAAAUUCCAGUAAUAUACCCCUGCUUUCAACAGUCUUCGAAACUAUAUAUAAUACUUAUUACAAAUUCAGUUAUAAUGUAUAGCUCCCAUUAAUAAAUAUAAGCUAUUUGUAAUGUGUAUGCACCACUUUGAACAUUUUCAUUUUUAUUCUGAGAAACCCUAAUAAAUAAAAAUUUUCCACAAUAAAGUUUUGCAAUUUAUCAAGCUAUGGAAGUGCUAUUGAAAUUGAAGAAUGUUGAACUUCUAUAGCAGUGUAGGCCAAAUCUCGUGUCAGUAAGAGCCGCACGUUUGAAUUCAGGAAUGUUCGAGGGUCACAUCUAGAUUUUCUAAAAGCACAAGUUUAUAUUUACAUCAUUAUAGAAGUAGUGAAGGAGGAUUCAAACAGAAAGAAUGGAAAAAGAGUCUAAACUAAUUAAUUACUUCCUCUUGGACACUAAAUAGUUUUAGUUUACCAUAUUUCAUACAUGUAUUUUAUAUGCAUAAUGAGUGGCACAAAUUGCCUAUGAGAAGCGUAUCAGGCUCGCAAGCCGCAGUUUGGCCACCCCUGCUCUAUGGAGUAAAUAGAUAUUUAUAUAUGAUUUAAAAAGAAUAAAAUUAUUUUUAAUCAA
This is a messenger RNA of Stegodyphus dumicola, 2217 nucleotides long. RefSeq lists its product as uncharacterized. The record is from RefSeq and is a predicted model, not a curated record. NCBI's taxonomy places the organism in Eukaryota, Metazoa, Arthropoda, Arachnida, Araneae, Eresidae.